AUGGGCCAGUUGCUCCAACAGAAGCCUGAGCUCGCGCCUGGCCUGGUGAGCUUAGCAGUGCCCGAGCUCACAUACGCGCCCACAAAGGCGUUUACGGAGAAGAGAUGUAGCGGCACCCUCAAGAAGCUGAACCCCCAGAUGGGAAUGGCCUACAUCGACUGCCCCGAGUUGAGCUCGGUCUUCGGCUGCGACGUGGUGGUCCAUGCUACCCAGGUGGGAGCUUUCAUGGAGGGGACUGAGGUGAAUUUUGCGGUCACGCUGAAUGACGAGAACAAGCCGCAAGCGUUUGACCUCCAAGAAAAUAACACACCCAGCAUGCCGAGCAUGGGUGCCAUGGGCAUGGUGCUGCCGGACUCAUGGCACCAAAGCGUCCAACGUAUCGCGGCAGCGGCGGAAUGCGACAGUCAAGGGAUGGUGCUGGUGGUCUCUGGUAUCGUGGUAGGCAUUCUGGCGACUUUCCAGGGAUAUCGCAUCUAUGAGAAGGCCUUUGGUUGUCUUCUGUGUGCCACCAGCUUCGGACUGGCUUUAUUGGUUGGCCUGUCAUGGCUCCGCCAGUCGCAGGGCUCAGUUUCCGUGCCUCAGCGGCUAGUGGUGCUGGCGGGCUGUCUGCUAUGGACCUUGCUGACAGGCCUGGCUGUUUGGAAGGAGCGACGGGGCCUGCAGAAGUGCCUGGCGUUUUUGCUGGGCAUCAGCAGUGCAGGUGCUGUAGCCAUGGCUUUGCUCGCCGUUCUGCACGCCCAAUGGGCAGCCAGCACUCGGGCGCUGCGCUUCGCUGCGGUCUCCCUGGCGGCGGCCCUCAGCGUGCUGGCGGGCAGCUGGGCUGCGGCGGCGUCGCAGGUGAAGUACCUCUUCAUGCUGGUAACCAGUAUCUUGGGCUCGGCUCUCACCGUCCUCUCUGUAGACACUCUGAUGACAUGCAUGAAUGUACGUUUGGUUCCGGAAGCGCUGCUUGAGGAUGUCUCAGCAAUUCUUCUGGUGUGCUUGGGCUUUGCGGUGCAGAUCACCUUUCAGGGCAAGUCCAGGCAGAUUCAUGUGGAGGUCUUCUAG
Cladocopium goreaui is the source of this 1047-nucleotide messenger RNA. The record is from the annotation of a GenBank genome assembly. NCBI's taxonomy places the organism in Eukaryota, Dinophyceae, Suessiales, Symbiodiniaceae.